Gopherus flavomarginatus (Mexican gopher tortoise) is the source of this 603-nucleotide messenger RNA. Its product is annotated as zinc finger protein 560-like. NCBI's taxonomy places the organism in Eukaryota, Metazoa, Chordata, Testudines, Testudinidae. The transcript has 5 exons. Gene Ontology annotation, biological process: regulation of DNA-templated transcription. The record is from RefSeq and is a predicted model, not a curated record. Bases 144 to 593 code for a protein of 149 amino acids.
CGGAGCCCGGGCUGAACAGCUGCUUCCUGGUUCUCCACGUGCUGCCAGCAGCGCUGGAGCUGCCCGAGCCGGAGCGGAGCCGCUGUUCUCAGCUGCAGCCAGGAUCUGCCCCCGGCCCCGCUGGGAUCCAGACAGGCUGCAGAAUGUUUUGCUCCAGCUCAUCCCAGCCUGGCGUGGGACAGGGAAGAGAAAUGGCUGCAGUGGAGUCAGUCCAGGGGCUGGUGACCUUCAAGGAGAUGGCUAUGUAUUUCACCAGGGAAGAGUGGGCUCUGCUGGACCCCACUCAGAGAGCCCUCUACUGGGAUGUCAUGCAGGAGAACUAUGAGACUGUGACCUCGCUGGGCCAGAGAAUAACAUCCAUGUUUCGCUGCAGAUCAUCUCGUCCUCCCAGGGGCAAGGAAAUGGCUGCAAUGGAGCUGGCUCAGGGGCCGGUGACCUUCGAGGAGGUGGCUGUGUAUUUCUCCAGGGAAGAGGGGACUCUGCUGGACCCCACUCAGAGAGCCCUCUACAGAGAUGUCAUGCAGGGGAACUAUGAGACGAUGGUCUUGCUGGGUAAGGAUUCCUGUCCCUUCUGUUCUUGGAAGGGGAAAUGAAGAGUGAAGG